Mobula hypostoma (lesser devil ray) is the source of this 8231-nucleotide messenger RNA. It is a transcript of the gene eif2ak3, whose product is annotated as eukaryotic translation initiation factor 2-alpha kinase 3. The transcript has 17 exons. The record is from RefSeq and is a predicted model, not a curated record. Gene Ontology annotation, molecular function: eukaryotic translation initiation factor 2alpha kinase activity; protein binding; ATP binding. NCBI's taxonomy places the organism in Eukaryota, Metazoa, Chordata, Chondrichthyes, Myliobatiformes, Myliobatidae. Bases 112 to 3312 code for a protein of 1066 amino acids. Gene Ontology annotation, cellular component: cytoplasm; nucleus. Gene Ontology annotation, biological process: protein phosphorylation.
ACAGCGAGUCGGAGCCGGGCUGCGUGCGGGUGUGAUUCGGUGCUCGGCGGGAAGAGCAGCGGUCGAGCAGGGAGAGUUCCGGUGGCCGCUCGCCUUGUUCAUGCUCUAGCCAUGGGGGCCUGCAGCGUUAGCGGCCGCGGGGCCGGGGUCCUAACAAGCCUCCUCCUUCUCCUGCUGCUAGCGGCGGCCGGCGGGCUCCGGGCUCGGGAGGACCCUCCUGUCACGGGCCGGACUCUGAAGGCGGUGGCGGGAUGGGAGGCGGCCGGAGCCGGCGUGGAUGCGGUGGUAGAGGAUGACGAGCCCGAGGAGAGUGAGCCGAGCGGAGAGGAGAUGCCCCGAUCCCUGGUUGUUAUUAGCUUGAUGGAUGGGCGCAUUGUGGCUUUGGAUCCAGAGAAUCGUGGGAGGAAGCGCUGGGAGCUGGAUGUUGGUGCUGGAUCUUUAGUUUCAGCCAGUCUCAGCAAGCCUGAGGUUUUUGGAAACAAAGUAAUAAUUCCGUCUUUGGAUGGGCACCUUUUCCAAUGGGACCGAGACAGGGAAAGCAUGGAGGCAGUUCCGUUUACGGUGGAGUCUCUCCUGGAAUCUUCCUACCGACUUGGCGAUGAUGUAGUCUUGGUUGGAGGGAAAUCGCGGACAACCUACGGGUUGGAUGCCGCCACUGGAAAGAUGCGGUACGUCUGUUCCACAGGGGGUUGCAGCCACUGGGACGAUGAGACAACUGACCAGGGAUCUGGUCUGUUGCUGCUGCAGCGCACGCAGAAGACGGUCAGAGCUGUGGGACCUCGAUCUGGUGCUGAGAAAUGGAACUUCAGUGUUGGUCACUACGACCUGAGGUUUAUUCAGGAUGUCACUUCCACCAUCAACUACAUUGAAAGUGAUUCCAACACCAACCACCGGAGCAGUCGAUCUAAAGACUUGUCAGAUGUGGGACAGGACAACACCAUCAAAGACCGCGUGAUAAAAGUCUAUGUUUCAGACUGGAAGGUGAUGUCCUUCAGUAAUAAGCGAGGUGGACAACUGGAAUGGGAGCAUCAGUUCUGUGCUCCGGUUGCUUCGGCCUGGUUGGUGGAGAAUGGAAAAGUGACCCCGGUGAGCCUCUUCGAUGACGCCAGCUACGCAGAUGGCCACGGCAGUGCAGUGGAUGUUGAGGAGGAUAUUGUGGAGGCAGCAAGGGGCGCAGCUGAAUCAGCAGAGUCCAGUGUCUAUCUGGGUAUGUACAAGGGGCAGCUGUACAUGCAGUCAUCUGUUCGAUUGUCAGACAGAUUCCCAAUGAUGAUGCCGAACAGUGAAGAAAGUGGGAACACUAACAUCAUCUCUUUGCCUAACGUUAGGUGGAAGCCUCUAAUUCAUUCACCUGCUAGAACGCCAGCAUUGAUCCGGUCCGAUGAACAUGCUAAAUGCCUCAGCAAUGAUAAGCAUUCACACGAGGAAUACAGUCUUGGAGCUUUGUCAAUAUUGCAGUAUCCCUAUGACAAUGGAUUUUAUUUGCCUUACUAUGGGAAGGAGCGAAACAAGCGUCACACCCAGAUUUCCGUCAGACUCUUCGACCCCUCGAGGGCAAAGAAGGCAGCCCCAAGGAAAGACCCCGUCCUGCUGCUGGAGUGGUGGGGGGAAAUAGCAGGCACCAUCCUCUUCUGCGUCCUUGCAACCACCUACGUCGUUCGUAAGCUUGUCCUGCACCCGUCUUCAACUGCACAAAGGAGGGACUCUGAGCUGCCAUAUCAAAGUGAAAGUGUGAGUGAUGCCACUGCAGAAGCAACAAAGGUUGAGCUGGCAAACUCCUCUGGGGUUUUUGAAUACGUGUCCAGAUGUCUUACUGACUUUGAAUUGGUUCAGUGCCUUGGUCGCGGUGGGUUUGGAGUAGUGUUUGAGGCAAAAAACAAAGUUGACGACUGUAACUACGCCAUAAAGAGGAUUCGACUCCCAAAUCGUGAUCAAGCACGGGAGAAGGUCAUGCGGGAAGUGAAGGCACUGGCUAAGCUGGAGCAUCCAGGCAUCGUCCGCUAUUUCAACGCCUGGCUGGAAGCACCACCUGAGGGCUGGCAGGAGGAGAUGGAUCGGCAGCUGCUGAAAGACGAAGGCACUGAGUGGCCAGGCAGCUCUCCAGACGUGCCCUCCAUGAACCAGCUGAAGCCUCCAGCUGUGGAACACUGCGCAGAGAGUUCGGCACCUUCGGUGCAUUUCAGUUCCUACGCUGCGAUUGGUGCGAGCAAGCCGCCUUCAUCUGAGCUGUGCAUGCGUCUGGACUUCUCCACGGAUGCCACCCAGCGGGACCAGAGUGGCCUCCUGUCCGAGAGCGAAACCAAGGGAAAUUCCAACACGGCACAUUCCUCUGAAUUAUUCCCUACGGCUCGUGGUGAAGCCAAGGGCGAGGACAAGACCACAUCCUUUGAUGUAGUGUUUGAAGAUUCCAGCCAUUUCAGGCUCUCUGAGUCGGGCUGUGAGCCAUCGUCUCACAGUAAAGGCUGCAGUGGGAGGCAACCCACUGCCUCUUGGGUGGAGAUAAACAGUGGAUCUGAGAGUCUGCACCCUGACUGUGAUGUAUCGUGCUCUCCGCCGAGACCCACCUUCCUCAAUCUGGGUGCGUCCCAAGGAGUGGAAGAGAAAGUGAAACAACAGAGCUCUCCCAAGGUUUACUUGUACAUUCAGAUGCAGCUCUGUCGGAAAGAGACGCUGAAGGACUGGAUGAAUGGUCGCUGUCGCAUGGAGGACCGGGACCGAACCGAGUGUCUCAGGAUAUUUUUACAAAUGGCUGAUGCUGUCUGCUUUUUGCACAGCAAGGGACUAAUGCACAGGGAUCUUAAGCCUUCAAAUAUUUUCUUUACAUUGGAUGAUGUGGUGAAAGUGGGUGACUUUGGGCUGGUGACGGCAAUGGACCAAGAGGAAGAGGAGGGGUCCAUACUUACACCAAUGCCAGUGUAUGCCAGGCACACUGGGCAAGUGGGCACGAAACUCUAUAUGAGUCCAGAGCAGAUAUCUGGAAACACUUACUCUCAUAAAGUUGACAUCUUUUCCUUGGGCCUCAUCCUGUUUGAGUUGCUGUAUCCUUUCAGUACACAGAUGGAGAGAAUCCAGACAUUAACGGAAGUUCGGGAUUUGAAGUUUCCUCCUUUAUUUCUGGAGGAAUAUCUUCAGGAGCAUGAAAUGGUGCAGAAAAUGCUCUCUCCUGAACCUGGGGAGCGCCCGGAGGCCGCAGACAUCAUUGGCAGCCCUCUCUUCGAGGGCUUUGACCUUCCAGAAAAGCAGCUGCUGAGGCAGAGGUCGCGGACACUGAGUUCCAGUGGAGCCAAGGCUUUGAGAGGAUCGGUCUCCUAGCAGCGAGACGUCAGCCCGGCUGACUUGCAGGCUCUUGAUCCGUGAUACCUUCCACUUCAUCCAGCUGUCGGCAGUCCAAACCUGCGAACGUGUGUGAGAAAGCUUUGCAAAAGCUUUAAGGCCUAGAGGUGGGCUGUUAUGCUUACACACUGAAACUCAAGUGUAUCUUAGAAAUGGAUCUGAAGCGUAUGGAUAAUGCUAUGUGAAUCAGGGACUCGGUUUGCAUUCAGUGCUCUGCUCCUGCGCAAGCUUCAGUUCAUUCACAAAUCCACUGGCUCUUUUUCUACAUGCAGGAGUAUAUCAAAGCAGGUGCAUGCACACUGGAGGUAAGUGCAAACUGAAGUUUUCUCCCACUUGGAGAGCUCUCCGUUGCUGAGUAAGCAGGACCCUGUGUUCGCAUCUACCACUCCUCCGUGUUGUUCUCGUCUCUGAGCACAACCAUACAAAACCCUGACACCAGGAAGCUCAAGCGACCCUGCCACCUGUGACGUAAAACAGAAAAGACUAGAAUUACUUAGCAGGUAAGGCAGCAUCCGCAGAGAGAGGAAAAACAAAGCUGCCAUUCACGAUUUGAAGUGCAGCUUGCCUCAUCUAUCUGCUUGCUGUUUGUUCCCAAUGCGUAGAGUUAGAAUGCCCGCAAUGAUAUGAAGAUUCAACUAAAGGUGUUGAUGAGGCUGAAUGUUACCCAGACUUCACUUAAACUGGUUAAAGACAAUCUGAAGUAUUUUUAAACUGUAUUUGUUUUGCUGUGCAAGCUAUAGAAUGAAAGAAAACUUUUAAGAUUCUUAAUGAUGUAGAAUAAAAUGUCUUUACAUAUAAACAUUUUGUUAAGGUGACUCAAUUGUCUGUUCUUUAGACAAAUCCCUUGGAUUUUUGACCAAUGACAAAAUGGGUAAAAUUAUCUGACAAUGGCUUAAUCUCAAAAGCAUUGCUCUGUGAAUGAGACCCUGCGGAGUGGUGGCCAGGACCUGCGUUUGGCCGCAGAGUCCAGGAUCAGACCCACAGGCAAAGUCAAGUACUCAAUAGGACAGGCAGCUAACCCAUGCAGAGAGCAUGUGCUGUAAUGUAUCUGCUGUAUAUGCCGCUCACUGUGUUUGCUCCAUGAUCGGACCUGUACCUGUUCAGUGUUUCUGCUCCUGACUUACAGCAUUGUAUUUUAAUUUUAUGCGGUCAGUGUAUUGUACCUUCAUGCUUUCCCCUGUGAUUUCUGGUCCCGAUUGCAACUGUGCGUGUGUGGCUGUCUCGCAUAAAUACUGAUUCAUUGCAGUGCUGAGGUUAAACUUAAUAUUUACCUGUAUUUUGCUGCAGCUCCUGACCUUUGGUUGGUCGAUUUGCCUUUGCAAAGUCCCCACCUUUACAUUGCUUUCAAGAUCACAGAGGCCGUGAAUUUCUCUAGGUUUAGCUUUCAUUAGAGAGACAGGAGUGGCGAAGGAUUUUAACUUGUUGCUGACCAUUCGUACUGUGCUGGGAUAAUGUGGAUAAACUGCGGCAUUGAAUGAGGAGGCUGCUGCAUGGGCUUCCCUCCUCAAAUCUGCUUGCCUUGUGCUGUCCACUUUGCUAGCACUCUUGCACAGACCGCUGUAUUCUUGGGUCCAUCACAUCUGAGAGUACAUCUAGAUCAUUAUCUUAAUGAUACAAAACAAUUUUCCAUCACAUCCAAGAAGCUUAACCCCUUAAAAAUGCACUUUUACUUGUGAAACUUGUUUAUGUUGUAUUAAUUUUGUCUUCCUUGUGAGUGUAAUGGACCAGCUCCCCUUCUGAGUUGUAUGCCUGUGUUGGCAUCAUGCACCUUUUGGUGGGAGUUUUAUGUUGGUGGGGGGGACAUUCCUGUAUUCAUUAGUCUUCUGGUGACAGACUGACAAGUAUACUGGAGUGUUAUACAUAUCCUCUUUCUCCCUGUGCUUCCUUAAUUUUUGUCAACAUGGCCAGUAACCUGUUCUAAGCUAGGUUUAAAAUAAACAUGCUUUGUAGAGAUUUUAUUUUUAUUUUGAAAAAGGCAAUUAUGGUCAAUAUCUGCUAUUGAUACCGAGUGCAUGGUCGUCUAUUUUAGAAUAGGUUACCUGAAGGAUGGGGUUAGUUAUUGGAUAACUGCGCUGAAGUCUUGCCUCUUUCUGUCUGUCUGUUCAUUAAGUUUCUGCUACGUAAAUGUGGUUAAUGUCUUGGUUCAAAAAGAAGAAAUCAACUAAUGUAAUUAUGUACAGAAUUAAUCCAUAAUUGUUGCAGUAAUUUUAUAUUAUAAUUGUACUAUGAUGGAAAAUUCCUGGAUAAAUGCAACUGGAGGGUUUUAGAUUUUUUGGCUUGUACAGUGUAAAAACUGUAAUAGUUUAUCAAUCCAUUUGGGUUGCUGGCACUAGGAAUGAAUUCCUUGCAAUAAUUGGUGAGUUGCAACAUUGUGACGUCCUACAAGUCGAAGAUUCAAUAAACUCUUGAACUACGUCUAUGAUUUUGUAUUUACUGAAUCUGAUGGGAAGAAAACUGAUCUGUGAAUUUAAUGAUAUUUACUCUUUGCCACAGGCAUGAAUUUAGAGCACAUCUGGAUUCUGGAGGAUCGCAAGUUUUAUGCACAAUCUAUAAUUGUGACAUUCCUAAUCUGGGCUUGUUUUCUCAAUGACUGAGUCUAAGUGUAUUAAGAGCAAAAGGGUAACUAGGGGGAGAAUAGGACCCAUGAGGAUCAGUGUGGUCAUCUAGGUAUUGAACUGUGGAAGAUGACCAUAAGAUACAGGAGCAGAAGCAGACCAUUUAGCCCAUCGAGUCUUCUCCGCCAUUCAAUCAUGGGCUGAUCCAAUUCUUCCAGUCAUCCCCCACCCCCCUGCUUUCACCCCAUACCCUUUGAUGCCCUGGCUAAUCAAGAACCUAUCUCUGCCUUAAAUACAUCCAAUGACUUGGCCUCCACAGCCGCUCAUGGCAACAAAUUCCACAGAUUUACCACCCACUAACUAAAGUAAUUUCUCUGCAUCUCAGUUCUAAAAGGACGUCCUUCAAUCCUGAAGUCAUGCCCUCUUGUCCUAGAGUCCCCUACCACGGGAAAUAAAUUUGCCAAGAUGGGUGAGGUCUAAAUGAAUUUUCCAUGGAGCAGGACAUAAAGCUAGUGACUUCUAUACUAAAUAUAGAAGCUGUCAUAAGUUGUUUUGUUUUUAGUUUAAAGUAGAUUCAGUACUAUCUUUAAUUCCCCUUGUAAUUUAUAAGAUAGAUGUAUGAGCAAAAUUAGACCAUUUGAUCCAUCAAGUCUGCUCUGAUUUUCCAAUCAUGACUGAUUUUUUUUUUGCCAAUCCUAAUUCUCACCUUCUCCUCAAAACCUUACCAAAUGAGAAUUUAUCACUCUCUGCCUGUCCAUCAUUAAGGAUCCCCACCACCCAGGGCAUACCCUUUUCUCACUGUUACCCUCAGGAAAAGGGUACAAGAGCUGGAAGGGACACACACUCAACGAUUCAGGAACAACUUCUUUCCCUCUGCCUUCGAUUUCUGAAAGGACAUUGAAACCAUGAAUACUACCUCACUGCUUUUUAAAUUUCUGUUCUUGUAUUACUUAUUUAAUUGUGCUAUUUAAUAUACACAUAUAUACUUUAAUUCAGUUUUUAUAUAUAUUAUGUAUUGCAUUGUACUGCUGCUGCAAAGUUAACAAAUUUCACAACGCAUGCCAGUGAUAUUAAACCUGAUUCUAAUUCAGAUCACUCCUAAAACUAAGGGAGGCAGACUCCAUUGACAUUUUUAAAUGCCAGUUCAAAACCUAUUUAUUUAACCUUGCUGUUAACAUCAAUGUCUUUUUAUUUUUAUCUUUGAACUUUAUCUCAUUGUAAAGCACUUUGAACUACAUUGUUUGUAUGAAAUGUGCUCUGUAAAUAAGUUUUUUAAAAUCUUAUUGUUGUCUUUUGUGCCAAACAUGCUGGUCAUUGUCCAACUGAUCCUUAAGGCAAGGAGGGACGACUCUGCAAUAGAAUGAUUCUCGCUUGCUGAGCAAAUUAAUCAAACUGGGGUUUAUUCACUGGUGCCAAAAAUUAAGCUGGUCAAGAUGUGGGCCUGCACCUUCCAGCUUCUCAUUGCUGCUCUGACUGUUUUAAGAUGGAACAUCUUUUAGAUCAGGGAGUUCCCAACAAGGUUGGGUUCUUUGGGAAAAGUUUUAAUCGGUCUUGAAAUCCUGGUCGCUUAAAUCUGUUACCAUGAAGCCUCACCCAGCCUCCCCGCCUGUUUGGUUAGUUUUCAUUUGUGUGUGGGGUGUGUCCAGGAUGAGGGUCGGUGUGCAUGCAAACAGCUGCUUUGGUUGCCGUUCUCCAAACGCUGCAGCAUCUUCAUAGUCACAGAAGCAUACAGCACCGAACUGUGCCCCUUUUGGCUGCCCAGUCUUCGCAGAGCCUGAUGCAUAUCUGUGGUAAUUCCAUUCACCCACAUAGGCACGUCCCUCUGCCUUUCUUAUCCAAGUUUCUGUCCAACCGUGCUCUGAACAUUGUGAUCUUACACCUGUCUGGUCUCCUUUGACUUUGAGGAGAGUGUUGAAACUUUUACUUUCUUGGUGUCAACAAGCUGAGUUUUGGGAUGAGUAGCAGGGAGGGAGGGGCAAAACUUGUGGGGAUCUCCAAAUGUAAGGCGACUGCAAAAUGUCUUAAUGGUGAGAUCGCAUUGAAAUAAUGGUGAUGUGUUCUUCCCUCAGCGCAGUGAGGCCGCUGAUUAAUUUAGCCACCUCUCCUGCAAGUGCCACCGUCCCCACUUCAGUUGAGCCACUGUCCGUAAGAAGUUUGUACUGUCACCAUGUGGAUUUCCUCCUACAUUCCAGAGAUGUUAGGGUUAGUAAGUUGUCGACAUGCUCUGUUGGUGCUGGAAACAUGGCAGCAUUUAAAGGCUGCUUUCGGCACAUCUUCAGACUGUUGGUUAUUGAUUCAAACAAAGCAUUUCACUGUAUGCUUCAAUGUAAAUGUGACAACUAA